AUGUGCAAAAAAUCAGAAGACACAUCUUCUGUUAGCCCUAUGGCUACUGGUGUGGAUCCAAAUAUUCGGGCCAUACUAGACGCUAUGCAGAAGCAGAACGAAAUCAAGUUAAGAAAACUGUUAAAGGAGACUAUUAAAGAAGCGACUAGUGGGAGUUGUCAGGAUAGUUUAGUUUCUAAUAGUUUGAACAAAAGCUUGGAGACGAAAAACGUUACUGUAGAAAAUGAAGAGAUGGUUUUGAAAGAAUUUCCAAAAGAAUUGCAGUCUAAUGUAGGAAAUUCUUGUGAAAAGAAAAAAACCAGAAAGAAGGAAGACCAAAUGAUGACAGCGAAAAUUGCGUGUGACGCUACAGAAUCAAAAAAUUCAGCAGAUCUUAUGUCGAGAAAUUUAGAUGCUAAUACACAAAAGAAGUCUUUAGAGAAUAAAGAUGACAAUAAUCCAUCUCCAUCUAUGUUAGAUAGGGCGCAUGAUCCAAAAUUAAAUAAUAAAAUAAAAGGUUUUGUUACUGAAAAGUUAGAGAGAUUUCAUGAUAACAAAAGCAUUACCUGUGCAGAGUGCAGUGUAUCAAUGUGCACUAAAAAUGCAAGCAACGUGACGAUUACUUUUAGAACACCACAAGCAUCACGAAAACACAAUCAAGACCAAACAAGAUCAAGUUCAAAAGUGAAGUUACGUGAGCUUAUUACUGCUAACGACCAAAAAUUGAAUUACGAUCCCGAGCAUCAACUCGCUGAUCUUCAAGUAGAAUGUUCCGACAAAGACAGGACGACACAAGAGUUCGAGAAGCACAUAGAGGACAUGAAGGAGGAAGAAGAAUUAGGUGAUAUAAUAAAACUUCAUGAUGAAGAAAAAUAUAAACUGAUACAGCAUUGGUGUUCUGUAGAAUGUCAAACUGCCAUAAAGGGUUACAUUGAUGGAAAAGUGCAUAAGGAAAGUAGUGAGACAGAGAGCAUAAAGAACGCUGCGAUUAAUGAAGUAGAACAAGAAAUAAUAAAUAAGGACCCACAAAUUGAUGAUCAAUAUAAAAAAAAAAAAAAAGAUGAGAAAUUUCAAGAAGAGCAAGCAGAGAAUACAACUGAGAUUGGAGAUCAUUCAAGAUAUGCAGGUGACACAUCUUUAGAUAAAGAAAGUACGAACGAUGUUGAAAUAUUUAAUACAAAUGAGGGUGAACAAAACAUUGAGAAACACAACGUUUGUACAGUGUUAAAUAUAGAUACAGUUAGUGUUACUAAUGCUCAGUGUCAAGCAUUAAUUAAAACACUUGGUGAAACUUUUGAUGAUAAAGCCCAAACAUUGCAUGUCACGGAUACAGACACAGAUUUGUCUAAACUAGUUGAUAGUAGUUCAGAAGUAAUGGUACUGACUGUAGAAACUACUAUAUAUUAA
Bombus huntii is the source of this 1386-nucleotide messenger RNA. RefSeq lists its product as uncharacterized. Lineage: Eukaryota; Metazoa; Arthropoda; Insecta; Hymenoptera; Apidae. The transcript has 6 exons. The coding region runs from base 1 to 1386 and encodes 461 amino acids. The record is from RefSeq and is a predicted model, not a curated record.